Messenger RNA from Artibeus jamaicensis (Jamaican fruit-eating bat), 4843 nucleotides. RefSeq lists its product as uncharacterized. The coding region runs from base 1 to 1344 and encodes 447 amino acids. NCBI's taxonomy places the organism in Eukaryota, Metazoa, Chordata, Mammalia, Chiroptera, Phyllostomidae. The transcript is spliced from 5 exons. The record is from RefSeq and is a predicted model, not a curated record.
AUGGAGAUGCAGUCACUAUUGGAGGAGAUGCUUGAUGAAGAGGAAGAGGGAAGAUGUACUCUGGCUUCCUCCUCUCCUUUACCCCCAACUUGCCACUGGUGCCUUCACUGGCCAAACCUAGAAGGAAGCCAGAGCACCCCAGAGCCUGAGAAAGGCAGCCUCCAGGCCAGCCCCGGCCCUCCAGGGCAGAGCAGGGGCCAGAGGCAAACAGACCCAGGGCUGGCACACUCACAGUGGGGUGAAGAUGCAGAAGAUGAAGCGCCCGUGGAGUCGGAUGAUGGCAUCGUGAGAACCACAGUGCAACCAGCAGCAAAAAACAACCAAGAAGGAAACAUCAGCACCGCAGUCCAAAGACCUCCAGUGCAGUGUGAAGGCCACACGUCCAGUGUGGAAAAACGAUCUGGGAAGGGGCAGGAGGGGAGGAAAGAGGCCGGCCAGCAGAGACAGGAGGCGGGCUUCCACUCAAAGAGCCCAACACUCCUGAGCUUCGAAGACCACCCCAUUGUCUCCCAGCAGCAGGAACAGGCUCCUGGAGUGCUGACGGUCAAACCCACCUCCCGGCCCACCUCCAGCCCCCUAGUCCCACCACACUAUUACUGCAACAGCUGCCAGGCCCUCUCUUGGUUCUGCACCAUGAGUUCAGCGUGGGCCACGGCAAUUUCAGGCAGGUCCGCAGCCGGCAGGCCCGGCGUCAAAGCCAGUCGCUGCCCCCGAAGGCAGAGGAGAGAGACGCGGAGAUCUGGGAAGGACCCACCCCCCGAAGCCAGGCUGCAAAGGCAGGGAACUGGGAGUUGUUGGAUCAGAAAAGGAAAAGAAAAGAAAAGGAAAGAAAAAAAAAGGCAGGGGGCGGGGGAAGCCACAGGAAAGUGGAGAAAGAGAAGGCAAAAAGAAAGCGCUGUGCAGCAGAGUUCCCAGGGGACUCAGCCCACCACACCUGGGCAGGGGGUCGGGAACAAAGCUGCGGCUUCAGGUCAGAAGUGCUCCGGGCGUUUCCGCGGAGGGCGCGCUCCCGGGAAGCCCGAGCGGGCUGGGGAUGCGGGGCGCGCGGGGCGCCGCUUACCUUCGCGGGGCCGCCCGCACGCACUUCCGGGGGCUGCGCGCGGGGGGCGCGGGCCGCGCUGGGGGCCCAGAGCGGGUCCCCGAGGUGAGACCGUGACCGAUCGGUGCCCGCGGCUUGGGCCGGAGCCGGCGCCUCGGGAGGAAGUCGCAGUGGAGGAGUCACCGGGGACCGCGCGCAGAGCGGCGUCCCGCCUCGGUGCUCACGGGCGCUCGCGCCGAGCCCCGCAGACGCCGGAGGAGCCCGCGGCAGUGAGAGGAAAAGAGAGUGACAUUUUACCUGCAUGAAGGAGGAGGAGGGGAUGCUGGGAGCACCAUUCAGAGUCUUCAGUGAACUCUUAACCGAAGAAGAAGGCCAGGGAAAAUAAGCACACGACGGGUCCCCGCAGUGUUCUGAUCACCUGCCCCACCCUUCUUAAAAUGCCCUGUGCCCAGAAGAGAUGAGAUAAUGAGGAACAAGCAUCAAUGAAGCAUGUCUUCAACCUAUUGUGACUUGGAGGCCUGUCUUUCCUUGAAUUAUUUCCUCGUGGCCCCUGGUCAGAAGACUAGAGUUUUAAAUACUUCUGGCUAAACCACUUUAUCUUCCUCCGGCUAAUAGAGUAGAAAUCAAAAUAUUUCUCUAGCCCGUUGCUGCUGCCCAAUACAAAGUUACCUCUGAUUAAUGACGGGUUUUAAAUCAAAACAUAUUCCCCAGUUAAAGUAUAAACAUAGCUGAGUGUAAAUUUUGCUUCUCUUUUUCCCCUUCAUUUUCCACAGGGAGAGUUUCAUGCCCAGGCUGACACCUCCUCUACUUUUUCAUCUUGGCCAACAAGGUUAAAUAAGCAUGAGCAGCACUUUAAUAAAUCAUUCACACAAAAUACUCUGUUACAACCAACAGGAAGCCACUGUAAAAACUAGAGGUUUCAAGCAUAAAAAAAUGAGGCAGUGGAACUGUGAAACAUGCCCAGUGAAAUGGCUAAUCAUUGAUCUUUAAGAAAAUGCAAGUGAGGUCCCUACCACAAAUAUGACCCUAAAUAGGUAAAUGUUUACUUUUACAUUGAAAAUACCAAAGAUUCUCAUAAAAUUGAGACAUCUAUGACCUAUUAAAAUUACUUCAUAUGUAGCAAAAUAUUAAGUCACAUUUUAAAGGAAUAAGAAAGACUAGAGUUCAAAACAAAGUAUAAACGUUGAAUUAAGGUAGCUCAACUAACAGAACGACUGAGCCCUGUCGCAGCAUUUGAUGCUCCUUUACGAGGCUGCCUGCAGCCCUGCCAGAUUCCUGACUUCUUUUCCGCAACUGCGAAAGGUGUGAGCUUGAGAAAUUCAUCAGGUGAUUUGUUCUGAAAGAUAAAUGGGCAAACAGAAGACAAAAUCUACCAAACUAUCCGUUUCCUUGAAGGGUGGGCACUAACUAGAACAGAUGGUUGUGAGAGUUCUGAACGCCUCACAGAGCAUUCACGUAAUCAGUUCUCUAAGUCAUGAAUUUCUUGGUAGCAAGUUCUGGAACACGGUGUCUUUACAGAACAGGUGUGUUAGAUCUAAUCAAACCGAAUGAAUGGCACUCUGUUCAUUACCCCAGUGCCCAACCUGGAGUGAAUUCCGCUCCUAAACUGGUACCUGCCACCGGCAGCCAGUCGGCCGCGUGUGUCUGGACACGGUUGAUGGGAGUUGAGAUCUACUUUGUUUUUGUUUUUCCAGGGGGGGUGGGGAUGGGGCAGUCUGACCGAGGAGUCUGAGAUUAUGGUCGCAACAGGAAGUGGGAUUACAAGGGAGGCACAGGGAUAAAUGAAAUUCUGAUUCAUUGGCUUUGCCAAAAGGUCCACAUUGGGAAUCCUUUAAAUUAGAUGGCAUGAUUAAUGUAUUUAUAAUACAAUGCUUUUGAUUUCUUUUUCAUGGUUCACUGUACUUCUCAGAAGCAUAGGGUUUACUUGUACAGUAGUCUUCUCUUAUUCGUGAUGUCACUUCAUGGUUUCAGCUAUUGGUGGCCAACCCAUGGCCAAAAUAUUAAAUGGAAAAUUCCAGAAGUAAACGGUGUACAAGUUUUAAAUGGUGGGCUGUACCGAGUAACAUGAUGAAUUUUUUCGCAGUCCCACUACUUCCCACCCAGGGCGUGAAUCACCACCUUGCCCAGCGUAUCCGGGCUGUGCACGCUCAUUGGCCCGUUAACCACUUAUUUAGUAGCCGCCAAAGCUUUCGGACUGCCUGUCUCACUACCCCAGUGCUUGUGCACAAGGAACCCUUAUUUUACUCAGUGAUCUCCCCAAGGGCAGGAGGAGGGAUGCUGCAAUUCGGAUAUGGGGAAAAGAAAUCAUAGAGGGCUUCCUGUAGGCAGAAAGGUGAGCACGGUGCAGUAAGAUUUUGAGAGAAAGACUUCACAUAACUUUUAUUACAGUACAUUGUGAUAUAACGGUUCCAUUAUAUUAUUAUUAGUUAUUGUCGUUAACCUUGUACUGUGCCUAAUUUAUAAACUAAACUUUGUCCUAGGUAUGUAUGUCUAGGAAAAGAGUUAGGUACUCUUUUUUGGGUAUAUAUAGAGUUAGGUACUACAUGAGGUUUCAGACAUCCACUGGGGGGUCUUGAAACAUAUCCCCCAAGGGUAAAAGGGGGGAACUACUGUAAUGAGAGGUACAGGGGACAGAGCUGCCACUCGGAUUUGUGACCUCAACCCUCCAUGCCCCGGGAGCACAUGGGAAGUUCUGUCAGGUCAGGGGGUAGUCUCUGGGCCUCAACCUCCUGCUUUCUGGACUUUUUUUAUUUGUUCAACUUCCUCAUUCUUGUCUUUGAUCUUUCCACUCCCUCCUUCCCCUUAACCUUGAACAUGUCAAAAUCCGCCCCAUUGUCUUACGCACAUGAAUAAGUUACUAUCAAAGAAGUCUUCCACAUUGUAUACCCAUUGAUAGAUUUGCCCCAUCUUUAUUUGUUUUCAUAACCAAACCUCAAACAAAUGGGUGCAUUUAUUAUCAUCACUUUCUUAAUUUCCACUCAGUCCUCAACUGACUGUAGUCUUCAAUAUGGAGGUAGAGUGAGGUUCAGGAAAAUACCAUACACCUGACUUGGGGAGAUCAGAGAGGUUGAGGACGGCCACUGAGAGUUAAUUUGCAUGUCUACAGCAACUUCGCUAGCUCCAUAGUUAUCGUAAAGACCUGUGCUGCCAGGGACAUGGGCCUGAUUUUCUGAAUGUAUCCUGGCUUGUGUCUUAGCCUGGGAGAUUACAGCACACACAUUAACCGUUAACUGGGAGGCAGUUCCCUGAUUACGGUGCCUGCUCAAGAGCUUGGUGGUGGUUUGCUCUGGGUCAUGGGGCCACGCCUGUCGGGACCAACAAUGGCAGCCAGAGAAAGGCAGAAGACACGCAGGACAGGGAGAUGUAGCCCACUGUGGAAGGAGUCAGAAAUGGGGUUACAGAGAGGCACUGGGAUUUAAACUCAAGCCCAGCAGCCAUUCUCUCCUUGGUCAUGGGGCUUGGGAAGGAGAAGGGCUCUGGGCCAUGCAGUCUGCAGUGAGAAGGGAGAAGUGAACGAGGAGCUUUGUCGUGUAUAGAGAGGAAGGAGGCCAUGCAGCCUGGACUGAUGAGAAAGGAGAUGCUGCUGCUGCUGCUGCUGCUGCUGCUGCUGCUGCUGCUGCUGCUACGAGCGUGCCUGCUGCAGCUGACUCCGGACCUGCAAAGGGCUUCCUUGAGAGAUCCUGACCGGCUGCACCUGGAUUUUACCUGGACUAUUAAGCCCUGUGCCUUUCCUGAGUUUCACCGUGAUCCGGAGUAACACAGAAUGUGCCAUUCUGAACUAUUAUACAGAGGCUCAUGGCAACA